GGGAGGAAGAAGAAGAAGAAUAUGAAAGUGUUUUGGUGAAGAAAAAGAAAGUUGCUUUCUUUUUUUAUUUUGGAUGUUGUAAACAGAGGUAGCUGAAGAGUUUGGAGGAAAAAAAAACAAAAACAAAAAUAGAAAUAAAGCCUGUUUCUUUUUUGUUUCUUGUAUGAGCAAUUUACAUGGUUUUUAAUCUAAUGGAAGAAGAUGAGGUGGCGGUGGCGGUGGUGGUGGAGGAGGAGGGGAGUUGCUGACAUGUGCAAAUGAAAGGUGGGGAUUUGGUGCUGAUUGUUGUUGAAGAAGAGCUAUAAAAAAAAAAUGGGGUGCAGAGUUUAAACGCUUUGCAUGUGUGAAGCAUAAGAUCUGAAGCUGGGUUUGAUUGGAAAAUCUACAAACUGGGUUUUGUAUUGUGACUUGUGCGUCUUCAGGAAAUGAGAAUUGUAGAUUGGCAUUUGAGUUUAUAAUUCAAUACAUAGUUGUUUCAGAAGUUUGUUAUUGUAGCUGCUGGGGUUGUGGAGGAUUGAAACUCUAUUGUUAAAUGGAUUGAAGGCACAUUUUUCUUUGGAUGCACAAUGUCAAAGGCAUUGGCAUCUGGGCUGUUGAUUUCACUUCUUAUUAUGUCAGUAUCUGCAGCCGAUAACGGAUUUCCCCGAUGUAACUGUGAGGAUGAGGGUAGCUUGUGGAGUAUUGAGAGCAUUCUCGAGUGUCAGAAAGUGGGUGAUUUCUUGAUUGCUGUGGCCUACUUCUCGAUACCCAUUGAGCUGCUUUACUUUGUUAGCUGCUCAAACGUCCCGUUCAAAUGGGUUCUCUUUCAGUUCAUUUCAUUCAUUGUACUGUGUGGAUUGACCCACUUGCUCAAUGGCUGGACUUAUGGUCCACACCCAUUUCAGCUAAUGCUGGCUCUCACGGUCUUCAAGAUUCUCACUGCUUUGGUCUCAUGUGCCACUGCUAUCACACUCAUCACUCUCAUCCCUUUGCUUCUCAAAGUCAAGGUGAGGGAAUUCAUGUUGAAGAAGAAGACUUGGGAUCUAGGACGAGAGGUUGGAAUUAUUAUGAAACAAAAAGAAGCUGGGUUGCAUGUUCGGAUGCUUACUCAAGAGAUUCGGAAAUCCCUUGAUAGACAUACAAUUUUGUACACAACCCUAAACGAGCUAUCUGAGACACUGGGUUUGCAGAACUGUGCAGUUUGGAUGCCUAAUGAGAAUAAAACAGAGAUGAACUUGACCCACGAGGCUUAUGAGAGGCGGAAUCAUUCAGAUUCAUAUAAUUGUUCUAUACCAAUUACUGUUCCAGAUGUUGUAAGGAUCAAGGGGAGCGAUGAAGUGAAUAUCCUUAGCCCUGACUCAGCACUUGCCGCUGCAAGCAGUGGAGAGACAGGUGAGCCAGGACCAGUAGCUGCAAUUCGAAUGCCAAUGCUUCGGGUUUCCAAUUUCAAAGGGGGAACUCCUGAGAUGAGACAGGCUUGUUAUGCAAUAUUAGUUUUGGUUCUUCCAAGUGGACAACCUAGAUCUUGGAGCAGCCAGGAAAUUGAGAUUAUUAAGGUAGUUGCUGAUCAGGUGGCUGUGGCUCUUUCCCAUGCUGCUCUUCUUGAAGAGUCACAGCUCAUGAGAGAGAAAUUGGCCGAGCGAAAUCGAGCCUUGCAACAGGAAAAAAUGAAUGCUAUGAUGGCAAGCCAGGCAAGAAAUUCCUUUCAAAAGGUAAUGAGUGAUGGGAUGAGGAGGCCAAUGCACUCAAUUUUGGGUUUGCUUUCAAUGAUGCAGGAUGAGAAUAUGAGUAGCGAUCAACAAACCAUUGUGGACACAAUGGUGAGGACCAGCACUGUUCUAUCAACCCUGAUAAAUGAUGUGAUGGACAAUUCUAGGAAAGAUAGUGGAAGAUUUCCAUUAGAGAUGAGAUCAUUUCACUUACAUGCCAUGAUAAGAGAAGCAGCUUGCCUAGCUAAGUGCUUGUGUGUUUAUAAAGGCUUUGGUUUUGCAAUUGAGGUUGAGAAGACACUGCCUGAUCAUGUAAUGGGUGAUGAAAGAAGGGUUUUUCAGGUGAUUCUGCAUAUGGUUGGGAACCUGUUGAAUGGAAACAAUGGAGGGGGUUUUGUAAUUUUCCGGGUUUUCAAAGAGAGUCGAAGUCAGGGAAGGAAUGAUCAAAGAUGGUCAGCCUGGAGGCAUGGCUCUUCUGAUGGGGAUGUAUAUGUUAGAUUUGAGAUUGGGAUAAACAAUAAUGGUUCUCAAUCGGAGGGUGCAAUUUCUGUUGCACAGCCUGUUGGUAGGAGAUACACCAGCGACGGCCUUGAGGAAAGCUUGAGCUUCAGCAUUUGCAAAAAACUAGUACAGUUAAUGCAAGGUAACAUACGACUUGUCCCUAGUCCUCAAGGUCUUGCUCAAAGCAUGGCACUUGUUCUUCGCUUCCAACUCCGACCAUCCAUUGCAAUAGCAAUCUCAGAACCUGGAGAAUCUUCAGAGCAGCCACCUUCUAACUCUCUUUUCAGAGGCUUACAAGUUUUAUUAGCUGAUGAUGAUGACGUGAACAGGGCUGUGACACGAAAGUUGCUUGAAAAGCUAGGUUGCACAGUUACUGCCGUAUCUUCUGGAUUUGAAUGCCUUGGUGCUAUUGGCCCUUCAGGUUCUUCUAUCCAAAUCAUUCUUUUAGAUCUUCACAUGCCCGAUUUGGAUGGGUUUGAUGUUGCAGCAAGACUUCGACAGUUUCGUAGCCGUAGUUGGCCACUGAUUGUUGCCUUAACAGCUAGUGCUGAUGAAGAUGUGUGGGAAAGAUGUAUGCAUAUUGGAAUUAAUGGAAUCAUUCGGAAACCUGUUCUGUUGCAAGGUAUUGCAAAUGAGCUUAGAAGAGUCCUGAUUCAAGCAAACAAGGUUGUAUGAUUAGUCUGAUGACACAGGCUGUAAGUUACAGAAUUGCAGUGGUCAGGAUUCUUAUACAUCCUUUUGGGGUUCUUGAUAAAAAUAAGAAAAAUAACAUUAUUUGGCACCCUCAAUGCCCCCACAAGGCUUCUAGCACACAGAUGUUAUACAAACAACAUUCAAAGUCAAAAUGCUAUACAAAAUUAGGUCACUUCUUGUACCUUUAUGUGGUUUGAGUUAUAUUAUAAUUGUAUCAUCUAA
Quercus lobata is the source of this 3104-nucleotide messenger RNA. Its product is annotated as ethylene receptor 2-like. Gene Ontology annotation, cellular component: endoplasmic reticulum; endoplasmic reticulum membrane. NCBI's taxonomy places the organism in Eukaryota, Viridiplantae, Streptophyta, Magnoliopsida, Fagales, Fagaceae. The record is from RefSeq and is a predicted model, not a curated record. The transcript has 3 exons. Gene Ontology annotation, biological process: phosphorelay signal transduction system; response to ethylene. The coding region runs from base 567 to 2864 and encodes 765 amino acids. Gene Ontology annotation, molecular function: phosphorelay sensor kinase activity; ethylene binding; protein binding.